Molecule: messenger RNA, 1399 nt
Organism: Salarias fasciatus (jewelled blenny)
Lineage: Eukaryota; Metazoa; Chordata; Actinopteri; Blenniiformes; Blenniidae
Product: vascular endothelial growth factor receptor 3-like
Exons: 5
Coding region: 8-634 (208 amino acids)
Source: RefSeq, a predicted model, not a curated record
CGACACAAUGUUCAGUUCAAACCAAGCAGCUCUGCUCUUCUUCCAGCUGCUGGGGAUGCAUCGUGUCUUUGGAGGGGAUCUUUCAGUUCAGCAGAGCAGGACGGUGGAGGUGUUCAGAGGAGAACCAGUAGAGCUCGACUGCAAUUUAUCAACAACAAAUAGAAAACAAUUCUCCUGGAUGAAAGACAAAGUUUUGAUUUUUUCCAUCCAUAAGAAUGAGACUUUUUAUAACCUCUCCUCUCCAAGACAAAUCAUACAUCAGGACUCUUUUACCAGGCUCAGUAUUCUGAAUGCUCAGGCUGAAGAUGAAGGACUUUAUCUAUGCUCUGUAUCCUGGCAGCGUGGCUUGUAUAGUAUUGAAUGGAAUGUAACUGUGACUGAGGAAGAUUCAUGGAAAUUUCUGAUUAUAGUCACCGUAGGAUUUCCUUUCUGCUGCUUAAUAUUAACUGUCUGCCUCUACAGAAAAUGUAAGACGAGAACCACCAAUCAGGAUCCAGUGCGAGACCAGAGUCAACCACAGUCAGCAGAAGUGGCAGACCUGACUCGACCACAAACACACACAGGUCAAAGGACGAACAACAAUCGGUGGAGUCAAUACUUUGAAAGACAUAAUUCAAUCUACGAUCACAUCUGAGCUGGAGAGUCUUUCAAAUAAAGAAACAGAGAUAAAUUAUAAUGGAUAUUUCAAGAUUCAGUUUCCAAAUAUGUGCUGAAAGAAAAGUCGUCACAGGAAGGACAAGUGAUGAAGCCAUGGCAUUAUCAUGACUGUAUGAAAGCAACUCUAAAUAAUGGAUUGGAUUUUUACCUCAUCUGUUUUAUUUAGGUUCCUUUCAGUAAUUUAAUAUAAUCUCUCGUUUGUUUAAAAUUUCAGUUUUGGACUCUCAUGCUGCUUUGUGAGUUUGUACAAGUUACUGAAAAUGACUCCUUUGUUAAUGAUUAAUCCUUGAAAAAAAACUGGGGUUAUUUGAACAGAAGAAAAGAAGGAAGCUUAUUUUGUUUAAUUAUUUCUGUCAGCUUGGCCUGAAUCCAUUGUUUUAUUGUGGCGUUGCCGUCAGGUUUGUGUCUGUUUCACUCGUUAAGCUCAGUUCCUUCAGGGCUUUUUUUUUGGAAUGAACUUCAAACACUAAGUGUAACAACACGAGCUUGUGUGUGUGUGUGUGUGUGUGUGUGUGUGUGUGUGUGUGUGUGUGUGUGUGUGUGUGUGUGUGUGUGUGUGUGUGUGUGUGUGUGUGUGUCUGCUGAAGGUAUGUCGAUCAAUAAAUAUCAUCUAAUUAUGUCAUAAAUUCCUAGAAACUGUCAAAGAUCAAACACUUUUUCUAUUGAUAGAAUCUCACAAGUUGAACCACAACUUUUUAACACUGUUGGGUCAAUCUGAUCAGUUGCAAGAAAAAUAAAAUAC